Messenger RNA from Choloepus didactylus (southern two-toed sloth), 9168 nucleotides. RefSeq names its product zinc finger homeobox 2 (gene ZFHX2). Gene Ontology annotation, molecular function: DNA-binding transcription factor activity, RNA polymerase II-specific; zinc ion binding; RNA polymerase II cis-regulatory region sequence-specific DNA binding. Lineage: Eukaryota; Metazoa; Chordata; Mammalia; Pilosa; Megalonychidae. Gene Ontology annotation, cellular component: nucleus. Gene Ontology annotation, biological process: regulation of transcription by RNA polymerase II; brain development; regulation of neuron differentiation. The record is from RefSeq and is a predicted model, not a curated record. The transcript is spliced from 10 exons. The coding region runs from base 392 to 8119 and encodes 2575 amino acids.
GGAGGAGGAGGGCAAGGAGGAGGAGGAGGAGGCAGGGAGCGAGCGAGUGCUCAGGGUGAAUCAAUGGAAACCCCCUCACGAAGCCGGGAAAACACUUCAGCCGCAGCCAAAUAGCAUUGAUUAUUUUCCUUCACUUCCCUCACCGCCGUGAAUUUAUUUAUUUAUUUUUUCCAUCUCCGUCCCCGACGCCCCGGAGCGAGCGCUGGAGGGAGGGAGGAGGAGGGGAAAAAAAAAGGAAUCAACACAUCGGAGAAGUCCCUUCCAAGAGCCGCCCCCUCCCCUCCCUGCCUCGCGCUGCUCGGCGGCCGCGGUUCGACUCCCGUCCCUGCUUCCAGCUGAGGUGGUACCAGCUGUUACGCUGAAAUGAACCCCCAGCACUUCUCCGUCUACUAUGGCCACCCUUAGCUCAUCCUCCACUGCUGGCACCAUCCCCUCCCCUGGGCACGAUGCCCCGUCCCCGCCUCCGGACACCUCCUCCUCUGGCACCCCCUCUGAUCCUGUCACCAAAGAUCCCCCUCCUGCCCCCUCCAGCUCUGAGAGCAUGAGGCCCUCUGAGCCAAGGGGACAGCCCCUGGAGUCGGUCUGUGGCUUCAUCCCACCAAAGGAGAUAGGGGAACCCCAAGAAGAGCCUGGCUGUGGUCUCUUCCCACCAAAGGAUCUGGGGGUGGAAGAGGACAAGGAACCAGAGGAGGAAGAAGGGCUCCCUCCCAUGGACCUAAGCAACCACUUAUUCUUCACAGCUGGUGGUGAGGGCUACCUAGUGGCCAAGCUGUCCCUGCCAGGUGGCAGUGAAUUCCUGUUACCAAAGGGCUUCCCCUGGGGUGAGGCAGGCAUCAAGGAAGAGCCCAGCCUGCCCCUUUUUGCCCACCCACCCCCUGCACACCUCACUGCCCUUCACAUCCAACAUGGCUUUGACCCAAUCCAAGGCUUUAGCUCUUCUGACCAAAUUCUGUCCCACGAUACCUCAGUGCCACCUCCGGCCGCCUGUGAGGGAAGGGAUGGAGCCUUCUGGAACUACCAGCUGGUUCCAAAUCCACCCAGAGAUUCCAAAGAUGGCCCCAUGGAGAGCAGCAGGGGAGAGCAUGGGGCACUCUUCUGGCUCUGUCUCCUGUGCCGCCUGGGUUUCAGCAGGCCCCAGGCCUUUAUGGGCCACACACAGUCUCAUGGGGUAAAGCUAACCCCUGCUCAAUACCAGGGCCUGCCGGGCAGCCCAGCCGUGCUCCAGGAGGGGGGCGAGGGCUGCAUGGCCCUCAUGAGCUUUCUGGAACCAAAAGCCCCUGCUUGCCCCGCUUUUGAAAUACCCCUUGACAAUAGCAGCACAGUGAACAUGGAGGCGAAUGUAACCCAGGCCGAGGAUGGUCCCCCUGAGGCAGAAGUCCAGGUCCUUGCCCUGCCCCCUGAAGAAGUCAUGGCCCUGAUCCCACCCUCCCCACCCACAACCUCAGCCACCUGGGACCCCAGCCCAAUGCAAGCCAAAGAAUUGCCCAUGGCAGCAGGUGAGGCAGGGCCAGAUUGGUUCCCUGAGGGGCAAGAAGAGGAUGGAGGGCUCUGCCCCCCACUCAACCAAAGUUCACCCACCUCCAAGGAGGGGGGCACUCUCCCCACUGCAGUGGGCUCCCCCGAAGACCCAGGCGACCUACCACAGCCCUACCGCCUGGCUGAUGACUACACCCCAGCCCCUGCAGCCUUCCAGGGCCUCAGCCUGUCCAGCCACAUGUCUCUGCUACACUCGCGCAACUCCUGCAAGACACUCAAGUGUCCCAAGUGCAACUGGCACUACAAAUACCAGCAGACCCUGGAUGUGCACAUGCGGGAGAAGCACCCUGAGAGCAACAGUCACUGCAGCUACUGCAGCGCUGGAGGAGCCCACCCCCGCCUUGCCCGCGGAGAGAGCUAUAACUGUGGCUACAAGCCCUACCGCUGUGAUGUCUGCAACUACUCCACCACCACCAAGGGCAACCUCAGCAUCCACAUGCAGUCUGACAAGCACCUGGCCAACCUUCAGGGCUUCCAGGCAGGGCCCGGGGGGCAGGGCAGUCCCCCAGAGGCAUCACUCCCACCCCCCACGGGGGACAAAGAGCCCAAAACCAAAUCCUCCUGGCAGUGCAAGGUGUGCAGCUAUGAGACCAACAUCUCCCGCAACCUGCGCAUCCAUAUGACCUCCGAGAAGCACAUGCAGAACAUCCUAAUGCUGCACCAGGGGCUGCCGCUGGGCCUGCCACCUGGGCUGGUGGGGCCAGGCCCUCCUCCCCCACCAGGGGCCACCCCUGCUAACCCCCCUGACCUCUUCCAGUACUUCGGGCCCCAGGCCCUAGGGCAGCCUCAGGCUCCCUUGCCUGGGCCCGGGCUGAGGCCAGACAAGCCCCUGGAAGCCCAGCUGCUUAUCAACGGUUUCCACCACCUUGCAGCACCUGGCGGCAAGUUCCCCACACCUGCCCCUGGCAGCCUCUCCCCGGAUGCCCACCUGCCUCCAAGUCAGCUCCUGGGCUCCUCUCCCGAUGGCCUGCCCACCUCACCGCCCCCAGACGACAGCCCAUCCCUGAAGGUGUUCCGCUGCCUUGUGUGCCAGGCCUUUGGCACAGACAGCCUGGAACUGCUGCUCUACCACUGCAGCAUGGGCAGAAGCCUCCCGGAAGCCGAAUGGAAGGAGGUGGCUGGUGACACCCACCGCUGCAAGCUCUGCUGCUAUGGCACCCAGCUCAAGGCCAACUUCCAACUCCACCUCAAGACUGACAAACAUGCCCAGAAGUACCAGCUGGCAGCCCACCUGCGGGAGGGGGGUGGGGCCACUGGCACCCCCUCACUGAUGUCCCUGGGAGAUGGGGCUUCUUAUGGGUCAGUCUUCCCACUGCACCUGCGCUGCAAUAUCUGCGACUUUGAGUCCAACAGUAAGGAGAAGAUGCAGCUGCAUGCCCGGGGUGUGGCCCAUGAAGAAAAUAGCCAGCUCUAUAAGUUUCUGCUGGAGAUGGAAGGAGCAGAAGCAGGGGCAGAGCUGGGGCUGUACCGCUGCCUGUUGUGUACGUGGGAGACACCCUCCCGUUUGGCUGUGCUGCAACACCUGCGUGCACCUGCUCACCGUGACGCCCAGGCCCAGAGGCGUCUGCAGCUGCUACAGAAUGGCCCGACAGCUGAGGAAGGACACUCAGCUCUUCAGAGCAUCCUGAGCUUCAGCCAUGGGCAGCUGCGGACUCCCGGGAAGGCUUCUGUCACACCCUUAGCUGAGCCACCCAGCUCUGAAAAAGAUGCCCAGAACAAGACAGAAUCAUCGGCUUCUGAAGAUGCAGAGAACAAAACUGGCCCUUCAGGAGACAAAGCCAACCAGACCACGGUAUAUUGCUGUCCAUUCUGUAGCUUCAUGAACCCAGAGUCUGACCAGGUGAGGGUUCAUGCUCUCUCCCAGCAUGCAGUGCAGCCCAAGUACAGGUGCCCACUGUGCCAGGAGCAGCUGGUGGGCCGACCUGCCCUGCACUUCCACCUCAGCCACCUUCACAACGUGGUACCUGAGUGUGUUGAGAAGCUGCUACUUGUGGCCACAACUGUAGAGAUGACCUUUCCAACCAAAGUGCUACAAGGGCCCACUCUGAGCCCUCUGGGGGAUGGCCCAGAACCCCUGACUCCUAGGCCACAGCUUGUACCCAACAGAAACCAGGCAUCAGGAGAAGGCCCUAACCUGACCCCAGAAGCCAGUCCAGAUCCUCUUCCUGAGCCUCCUCCACCCUCAUCUGUGGCCCCAGACAAGCCCAUGGGAAGCCCCGACCAACCCCCUUCUCCAGCUCCAGCUCCAACCCCUGGGCCUGAUGCCCACACUGAAGAAAUGGCUCCCCCACCCACCAUGGCUGAGGAGGAAGAGGGGACUGUUGGGGAGACCCACCCUGCAGAGCCAGUGCCAGCUGACUCUCGCCACCCUCUGACUUAUCGGAAGACCACCAACUUUGCCCUGGACAAGUUUCUUGACCCUGCUCGGCCCUAUAAGUGCACUGUGUGUAAGGAGUCCUUCACCCAGAAGAAUAUCCUCCUGGUUCAUUAUAAUUCUGUCUCUCACCUUCAUAAGAUGAAAAAGGCUGCCAUUGACCCCUCUGGCCCUGCCCGGGGAGAGGCUGGUGCCCCAUCUACCACCACUGCUGCCACAGACAAGCCCUUUAAGUGCACUGUCUGCCGAGUCUCCUACAACCAGAGCUCCACCCUGGAGAUCCACAUGCGAUCAGUUCUGCAUCAGACUCGCUCUAGGGGGGCCAAGACUGAUGCCAAGGCUGAGGGGCCAGAGCGCAGCCAAGAAGAGCCCAAGGAAGGCGAGACCGAGGGGGAGGUGGGCGCUGAGAAGAAGGGCCCCGACCCCAGUGGCUUCAUAUCUGGAUUGCCCUUCCUGUCCCCUCCUCCCCCUCCCUUGGACCUCCACCGAUUCCCAGCACCCCUCUUCACCCCACCAGUCCUGCCCCCUUUCCCUCUGGUAUCUGAAUCACUGCUUAAGCUCCAGCAACAGCAACUGCUCCUGCCCUUCUACCUCCAUGACCUCAAGAUGGGGCCCAAGCUGGCAGUGGCUGGGCCUGCACCCGUGCUGUCCCUGCCAUCUGCUACCCCUCCUCCGCCGCCCCCACCCCCCAAGGCUGAGCUGGCUGAGCAGGAGUGGGAGCGGCCUCCUAUGGUCGAAGAGGGGAACGAGGCAGGGCCCUCUUCACCACCCCACCCAACACCCAAUGAGGCAGCCCGCACUGCAGCCAAAGCCCUUCUAGAAAACUUUGGAUUUGAGCUGGUGAUCCAGUACAAUGAAGGGAAGCAGGCUGUGCCCCCUCCUCCGGCCCCACCCCCACCUGAGACCCUUGGGGGUGGGGACAAGCUGGCUUGUGGGGCUUGUGGCAAACUUUUCUCCAAUAUGCUUAUCCUCAAAACACAUGAGGAGCAUGUCCACCGACGUUUUCUGCCCUUUGAGGCCCUGAGCCGUUAUGCUGCUCAGUUUCGAAAGAGCUAUGAUAGCCUAUACCCACCCCCUGCAGAGCCCCCCAAACCUCCCGACAGGCCUCUGGACACACCUGCUUCCCAACUGGGCCCACCCUUCCUGGCCCCAGAGCCUGAGGCUGGGGGAACCCAUUCCCCUGAGGAGAGAAGCCGGGCAGGAAGACGCUGGCCCCUAGAGGAGGAAGACAGCUCCAGAGGGAAUCUUCCUCCGCUGGUGCCUGCAGGCCGCCGGUUCUCCAGAACCAAGUUCACAGAGUUCCAGACUCAAGCCCUGCAGUCUUUCUUUGAGACCAGUGCAUACCCCAAGGAUGGAGAGGUGGAGCGGCUGGCAAGUCUCCUGGGCCUAGCCAGCCGUGUUGUGGUAGUUUGGUUCCAGAAUGCCCGCCAGAAAGCACGUAAAAAUGCCAGUGAGGGUGGGCCUGUGCCAACCGGAGGAGGGACUGGAGGAGUCUCUGGCUGCAGGCGCUGCCACUCAACCUUCUCCUGUGUUUUUGAGUUGGUGCGGCACCUCAAGAAAUGCUAUGAUGACCAGCCCCCUGAAGAGGAGGAGGAAGAAGCAGAGAGAGGAGAAGAGGAGGAAGAAGAAGUGGAAGAGGAAGAUGCAGAGGAGGAACAGAGCCUUGAACCCCCAGCAGCACCUGAGGGUCCAUCACCAGAACCUCCAGAAAGGGAGGAGCUGAGCCCAGCAGAGACAACAAAGCCGGGAGGCAAAGAGCCUGAAGGAAAGCCUCCUUCCUCACCUACCCCAGUCCACACCUGUGACCAGUGCACCAUGUCCUUCCCCAGCCAGGAGCUCCUGACCAACCACCAGAGACUCCAUUUCCUGCCAUCUGUUCAGCCCAGUGCACCUCCCCACCUCCUAGAUCUGCCCUUGCUGGUAUUGGGGGAGCGUAAUCCCGUGGUGGCAGGUGUUCCACCAGUGCCAGGGCCACCCCACAAACGGAGGCAUGAGGAUGGCAGCCUGUCCCCCACGGGCAGUGAGGCAGGGGGUGGAGGGGAGGGCGAACCCCCCAGGGACAAGCGCCUGCGCACCACCAUCCUGCCCGAGCAGCUAGAGAUCCUGUACCGCUGGUACAUGCAGGACUCCAACCCAACACGCAAGAUGCUUGACUGCAUCUCCGAAGAGGUGGGGCUCAAAAAGCGAGUGGUACAAGUCUGGUUCCAGAAUACCAGGGCCCGGGAGAGAAAAGGCCAGUUUCGAAGCACCCCUGGGGGGCUGCCCAGUCCAGCAGUCAAACUCCAUGUCCCACCCACACCUGCACCCUUCCCCAAGUUCAACCUCUUGUUGGGCAAAGUAGAUGACGGGACUGGGAGGGAGGCCCCAAAGAGAGAAGCACCUGCAUUUCCCUACCCCACCGUCACCCCUGCUCCUGGGUCCCUGCCUUUCAUAACACCUGGGAAAGAGGCCACCACCCUGACACCAGAGCCACCCCUACCUCUCCCACUUCCCCCUCCACCCAGUGAGGAUGAAGGUCCAGAGGAACCCUCUAAAGCUUCUCCAGAUAGUGAGGCUUGCAGUCCUUCUGCAGGGGAUCUAAGUGAUUCAUCUGCUUCCAGCUUGGCUGAACCAGAGUCCCCUGGGGCUGGAGGGACCAGUGGGGGUCCAGGAGGUGGGCCUGGGCUUCCAGAUGGAAUGGGACAGCGGCGCUAUAGGACGCAGAUGAGCAGCCUGCAGUUGAAGAUCAUGAAGGCCUGCUACGAAGCCUACCGCACGCCUACCAUGCAAGAGUGUGAGGUGUUGGGGGAGGAGAUUGGGCUGCCCAAGAGGGUCAUCCAAGUCUGGUUCCAGAAUGCCCGUGCCAAGGAAAAGAAGGCCAAACUGCAGGGGGCAACAGUUGGGGGGGCUGGGGGCAGCAGUGAGGGCCCCUUGGGAGCCCAGCGCACAGACUGCCCCUACUGUGAUGUCAAAUAUGAUUUCUAUGUCUCCUGCCGAGGCCAUCUCUUCUCCCGCCAGCACCUUGCCAAGCUCAAGGAGGCAGUCCGAGCCCAGCUGAAGAAUGAAAGCAAGUGCUACGACUUGGCUCCGGCACCUGAGGGGCCCCCAGUCCCCAAGGCCCCACCAGCCUCCACACCUGCCUCCAUGCCCCUUGGGGCUGCCCCAGCCCUGCCUCGCCUGGCCCCGGUUCUCUUGUCUGGCCCACCUCUGGCCCAGUCCCCACUGGGCAGCUUGGCUACUUUCAGUUCAGGCCCCGCAGCCUCUUCAGGCCUCCUUGGCCUUGCCACUUCGGUCCUGCCUGCUACCACAAUGGUCCAGCCUGCUGGCCCAGGCCGCCCCUUACCUCAAAGACCCAUACCCGACCAAAUCAACACCUCGACAGGAGGCACCAGUGACCCAGUCCUGGGCCCACCUACUGAGCCCUCAGGGGACAAGGGAUCUGGUGAGCGAAAGCCAGUUGCAGCCCCCACCAACUCCUCCACUGAUGCCCUCAAGAACCUCAAAGCAUUGAAGGCCACUGUCCCAGCCCUGUUAGGGGGCCAAUUCCUGCCCUUCCCACUGCCCCCUGCAGGGGGGGCAACACCACCAGCUGUCUUUGGCCCCCAGUUACAGGGGGCCUACUUCCAACAGCUCUAUAGUAUGAAGAAGGGGCUAUUUCCCAUGAACCCCAUGAUACCUCAGACCCUCAUUGGGCUGCUCCCCAAUGCCCUCCUCCAGUCACCACCCCAGCCUCCCGAGCCCACAGCCACAACACCUCCAAAGCCUCCUGAACUGCCUGCUCCAGGAGAAGGGGAGGCUGGUGAGACCGAUGAGCUGCUGACAGGCAGCACUGGCAUCUCCACCGUGGACGUGACCCACCGCUACCUGUGCCGCCAGUGCAAGAUGGCAUUUGACGGGGAGGCCCCAGCCACUGCCCACCAGAGAUCCUUCUGCUUCUUUGGGCAGGGCCCCGGGGCUUCCAUGCCCCCCCCACUGCGGGUGCCCAUCUGCACCUACCACUGCCUGGCAUGUGAGGUGCUGCUGAGUGGACGUGAAGCCCUGGCCUCCCACCUGCGCUCCUCAGCCCACAGGCGCAAGGCAGCCCCGCCCCCAGGGGGCCCACCCAUCACCGUCACCAACACCGCCACUGCUGCCACGGCAGCUGUGGCUUUUGCCAAAGAGGAAGCAAGAUUACCUCACACGGACUCCAACCCAAAAACUACUACUACCUCUACACUUCUAGCUUUAUAAACAGAUAAACCAAGAUGGGGGGACAGGGGAGGGCCUCAGGGCUCCCUCUUUUACCCAAAGGGUAUCCGGUGGGAGCUCAAAUUCCUCUCCCCAGCCCUCAGCUCUGCCCACCUCAUGGGAAUCUUUCCAUUCCCACCCUCAGUGGGCUUCACACACCCCACUUCCAGCAGAGUCCUGCCUCCUCCCCCUACCCCCACAGAUACACACUCUAUCCCAACCCUCAGCUUCUUGCAGAUGUACCCUUUGCCCUUCCCUGUGUCUUCAUAGACACACCCACCCACCUUGCCAUUCCGAUUAUUUGUACGUAUCUGCCCUGCCUACCCCAUUACACACAAUCUAUUCUUGGUUCCAUCUUCCUACAACCUUUUCCCCACUGAAUUCCCACCUACCCUUCCUCAACUCCUAUAAACUCAUACACACAUGCAUAUACCUGUUGUUCCACUAACAGAAACACCAAAAAAAAAAAAAAAAGAAAGAAAAGAGAAACAAAAAAAAAAGAAGAAGAAGAAAGGAAAAAGACAAAGAAGGGGGAAGGAAAACAAACCUUGCCACACCUUCUUCUCCUUUGUCUAGAGCACCAUACAAACUCUUUCCAAAUACCCAGUUGGCUCCCAAGUUUGGAGCCUGGGAUGGGCAGGGAGCCCACAAAACUCUAACCAAACUGGAGUUUGGCAGGGGGAGAAGGGCUCCCAGCUCACUCUCCUCACACCCCUCCCUCCUAACCCUCUCCUCGCUGACAGCAGGGGAACAUACGGCCUGGACUCUAGGGGAAGCCGUUGCCAGGAUCCCCUCUGCCGCCCCCCACCCUGCACCCUGGGAACUGCAGUAACUUAUUCUCAAAGGCUUUAAACAGAGAUCCUCUCAGCAGCCGUGGGCCUGCCCCCUGUCCCAGCCCUGCCACCUGGGGGUCCAGCCUCCAGGACCGGUGAUGCCCACCAACGGCAAAUCCAAAGUUCUUUUUAAAAAACUGACACACACACACAACCAAAAAAAAAAAAAACGAGAGCGAGCGAGAGAGAGCGCACUUGCGCACAAAAGAGAUGGAGAGA